This is a messenger RNA of Cajanus cajan (pigeon pea), 1424 nucleotides long. Its product is annotated as putative 2-oxoglutarate-dependent dioxygenase SLC1. The record is from RefSeq and is a predicted model, not a curated record. NCBI's taxonomy places the organism in Eukaryota, Viridiplantae, Streptophyta, Magnoliopsida, Fabales, Fabaceae.
CUCUUCUCUUCACUAUAUAUGCACAUCAAAAUCAACACAAUUAUCAUCCAUCUAACCUUUUCUUUUCCAAUUCCCAUCCCUUAUAUUCUCCAACAUUCAUUUUCUUUAUUUAUCUCUCAACCCAGGACAUUUUAUAUUGAGAAGCACACAUGUCUCCUGCAAUGGUAGGCAGUGAUGAGAAGGGUGAGGGUGGAAGUCAAUAUCAGAAAGGAGUGAAGCAACUCGUUGAGAAUGGCCUUCACACGGUGCCUAAAAAGUACAUACUUCCACAUUCUGAUCGACCUGCUAUGAAUUCAGAAGCUUCAAAUGUUGCCAAGAAAAACCUUCAGCUACCCAUCAUUGAUUUUUCUGAAUUGCUUGGUCCAAGAAGGCCCCAAGUCCUUCAAUCCCUAGCCAAUGCCUGUGAAGGCUACGGAUUUUUUCAGCUGGUAAACCAUGGCAUCUCAGAUGAUGUUAUCAGCAGCAUGAGGGAUGUGAGUGGCAGGUUCUUCGAUCUUCCUUUUGAGGAAAGAGCCAAGUAUAUGACAAAUGAUAUGAGUGCACCGGUUCGGUAUGGAACUAGCUUCAGCCAAACCAAAGACACUGUGUUCUGUUGGAGGGACUUCUUGAAACUCCUCUGCCACCCCCUGCCUGAUUUCCUCCCCCAUUGGCCUGCUUCUCCCUUAGACUUUAGGAAAGUGGCAGCUACCUACGCAGAAGAAACCAAAUGCUUAUUUCUGACAUUGAUGGAAGCAAUCCAAGAGAGUUUAGGAAUCAUAGAAGAGGAGACAGAAGGAAAGGACAAUAUUAUGAAGGACUUGGAAGAUGGGAGCCAGAUGAUGGUGAUGAAUUUCUACCCACCAUGCCCUGAACCAGACCUAACUUUGGGUAUGCCUCCUCACUCUGAUUAUGGAUUCCUCACACUCCUCCUCCAAGACCAGGUGGAGGGUUUGCAGAUCCAAUUCCAAGGUCAAUGGUUCACUGUUCAGCCCAUCAAUAAUGCCUUUGUUAUCAAUGUUGGUGAUCAUCUAGAGAUAUAUAGCAAUGGGAAGUACAAGAGUGUGUUACAUAGGGUUGUGGUUAAUGCAGUGAAGAAUAGGACAUCUGUGGCUUCGCUUCAUAGCCUUCCUUUCAACUGCACCGUAAGACCGUCACCAAAACUCAUUGACGAAGAGAAUCCCAAACGUUACGCAGACACCAAUUUUGAUACUUUUCUUGCCUACGUUACGACCAGAGAGCCCAAGAGAAAGGAGUUCCUCGACUCUAGGAAAUUGACUUCUACUUCUACAUGACUAGAAGGAAAUAAAUAAAUAAAUAAAAUAAUGAUAAGAGGGAUUUUUUUAUUAGCCAUAAAAGGAAAUUGAACUGCCAUGACUCACAAUAAUCGAUUGCUUAUUAGGGGAAAAUUAUGUAUGUAACAUAUUAAUCUUGAUUUGGUUGGACCA